UCCAGUUUGAAUACUCACUACUGCAUUUUAUUCGUCACUUUUCCUUUCUCAUGAUAACACCCACAGCGAUGUCAAUGAAGAAUCCAGUUCGAUUAGGAUUGAUGAUGUUUAUGGUGUGUGUGGUGUCGCAGGUUGUUCACGGUGAACAGAAAAUCAGAUGCAUUCCAGAGGAGAGGGAAGCACUGCUUCAAUUCAAGGCUGCCAUUGUUGAUGACUUCGGCAUGCUCUCCUCGUGGACCACUCCUCACUGCUGCCAAUGGGAGGGGAUUCGCUGCAGCAACCUCACCUCCCAUAUUAUAGGCCUCCACCUUCCCGGUGGGUUUCCUGACGAAUAUGUCUAUGAUGAAGUCUCUUAUAAAUAUAUGAGCGGAGAGAUCCACAAGUCGUUGAUGGAGUUGCCACAAUUACAAUAUUUGAACCUCAGUUUCAAUUAUUUUCGAUAUCAAAGAAUCCCAGAGUUUCUUGGUUCUCUCAAAAACUUGAAAUACCUUGAUCUCUCUUCAUGUUAUUUUGGCGGAGAAAUUCCAAGUCAGUUUGGCUCUCUUUCUCAUUUGAAAUACUUAAAUCUUGCUAGUAAUUCUCUGAACGGUUCAAUCCCUCAUCAGCUUGGAAAUCUCUCCCAGUUGCAGCAUCUUGAUCUUGGGUACAAUUUUCUUGAAGGAAAUAUACCAUCUUAUCUUGGAAAUCUCUCCCGGUUACAGUAUCUUGAUCUCAACUGCAAUAAUUUUGAAGGAAAUAUAGCAUCUCAACUUGGAAAUCUCUCCCAAUUGCAUGAGCUCUAUCUUGGAGGAUAUGGGAUUAACUUAGCCCAUGAAGCGUUCCUGGAGACAUGCCUAUUUCAAGUUCUUGAACAAAUUAGCAGACAAUAUUUAUGUCAAAGUAGCAGUCUUCCGUUAAUACUAAGGUGGAUAAGGUAA
Vigna unguiculata (cowpea) is the source of this 917-nucleotide messenger RNA. RefSeq names its product receptor-like protein EIX2. Lineage: Eukaryota; Viridiplantae; Streptophyta; Magnoliopsida; Fabales; Fabaceae. Gene Ontology annotation, molecular function: protein binding. The record is from RefSeq and is a predicted model, not a curated record.